AUGUCAAUUGAGAUAUCCAAAUGGUUGAUUACGGUUUGUGGGACAACCAGUUUGAUAUCGCUCAUGAUAUCAGCCUUGGCUAUUUACUUGCAGUCGAGUAACUACAGAAAACCCUUCGAACAGCGACUCAUAAUCAGAAUACUGCUUAUUGUUCCCUUAUUUGCGGUCACCUGCUUUGUGACUUUGAUUAGCCCAAGAAUAGGGAGUGUCAUUGAACCCAUAAGAGAAAUUUACGAAGCGCUAGUCAUUUAUACAUUUUACAAGCUCCUUGUUUACAUGCUUGGGGGUGAACGACAAAUCAUACAAAGUUCUUUUGAUAAGCCUAAAACAAACCAUCCGUUCCCUACUAAUAUCAUCUUCUCGCCGAUUGACUUUUCCAACCCGUCACACUUUUUACUCGUCAAGCGAUGUAUCCUACAAUAUGUGUGGGUCAAACCACUUUUAUAUCUAGUGAUCCUUGUUGGAUCCCUUACCGGAAUAUACGAUACCUCAAGCAUUUCAUGGGGGAGCUUGUACACUUGGACCGGAAUAGCUUAUAAUCUGAGUGUCACUAUCUCACUGUACUAUCUUGCUAUGUUCUGGAAAUGCCUUUAUUCAGAGCUAAAAAAGUUUAGCCCAUGGGGUAAGUUUUUGUGUGUUAAGCUAAUAAUUUUUGCUUCAUAUUGGCAAGGCUUGAUGCUUAAUGUAAUGUAUUGGGCCGGACUGCUUUCCACAAAGAAUUCAUCGAACUUGGCCAGCUUGACGGGGAGCCAGAUUCAGAAUGCAUUGUUAUGUUGUGAAAUGAUAUUCUUUGCAUUAUUGCAUUGGAAUUCUUUUCCCUAUACGGACUUCGCUCACGAAAAAUAUGGUGAUGCGGCCCGGGUUUCUACUUAUCAUGCUUUUAAAGAUUGGCUUCUUUUUGGAGAUUUUGCUUACGACCUCAAAAUGACAACACUAUACGGCGAUAUGUACAACUUUCGCAAUUUUGACUCGAUCAACGAUAAUCGAAUUUAUCCGAAUUCUUCCAGUUUCAAUCAGCGUAUCUACGAUGGGUUACGAUAUUCUUCUGAUGGCCGUAAAUAUUGGCUGCCAGACCAACGCGAAAACGAAAGAAAACAUCGGUCGGGAUCAACUGGCUCGUCUUCAAAAUCCGUGAAUGGACUUCAUACCACCAUCGGCGAAAACUCUUCUCUUCUUGGAUCUCAUAAGGCUUUUUACUUAGACACCGUUUCUGAAGAGUUUUCAGGUGAGAGCAACAUAGAUUUUGAGUAUCGUUCGCCAGAAUACGCAAAAGAUGAAACUCUCUAUAAUUUCGUUCGGACAAAAUAUGUUCCUGAAAAAAUCAUAAAUUAUCCCGUGACCUACGAUUAUAAACUAGUUGACAGUUCUAAAAAGAUGACAAGAUUGAAGAGCCAACUAGAACAGCAUCGAAAUACUGAUAGUCGCUUGUUGAGGAUUACUGACGAAAGUCAAUAA
Ogataea haglerorum is the source of this 1455-nucleotide messenger RNA. RefSeq lists its product as uncharacterized. The coding region runs from base 1 to 1455 and encodes 484 amino acids. The record is from RefSeq and is a predicted model, not a curated record. The transcript has a single exon. Lineage: Eukaryota; Fungi; Ascomycota; Pichiomycetes; Pichiales; Pichiaceae. Gene Ontology annotation, biological process: transport. Gene Ontology annotation, molecular function: transporter activity.